Molecule: messenger RNA, 846 nt
Organism: Darwinula stevensoni
Lineage: Eukaryota; Metazoa; Arthropoda; Ostracoda; Podocopida; Darwinulidae
Source: the annotation of a GenBank genome assembly
AUGACCUAUCCGGGAAGGAGAUCCGCCGACGCGCCGGCGAACUCGACAGGACUGGACCGCAUCGUCGGAGGCAGGUACGUGCCCAGCGAGAAGAAAUAUCCCUGGAUGGUGUGGAUCCGGCCGAAUCCAACGGGGCUGUUCAUGUUGUGCGGUGGGUCACUCAUCAACGAUCGAUACGUCCUGACGGCCGCCCAGUGCGUCUAUGAGAACUCCUCGGCCACCUACUAUGUGGUCCUGGGAGAUUUGCAUCGAUAUAUAACGUCGGAAAGCGUAUCGAUACAGAUCCCAGCUCGGGCCAUCCCGCAUCCGCAAUUCCUGAUAAAUAAAACCGGAUCGAACCUGACGGCGAUCGACCACGACAUCGCCUUGUUGAAGCUGGAGACACCGGUGGACUUCCAAGCCUACCCGCACAUUCGGCCGAUCUGCCUCCCCGCCCCCGUCUCGUUCAGCACUGGGACGCCGAUGACAGUCGCCGGAUGGGGCGGGACGAAUUGGCGAUGUAGGGAGUUUGAGGACGGGGGGGAUUGCAAUUCACUGAACGGCAUCCGCGCACUAAAAUUGAUAGAGGCGACUAUUGAGGUCGCGAGCGAUUCUGUUUGCCAGAAGAACUACGGACCCCUAUUCACGAAAAACUUCAUCUGCGCGCAGAAGGCAGGAAAAGAUAUCUGCCACGUAAGCCUCGAGACAAGGGCCGAGAGAAAGAACGAUGGAGGGGAUUUCGGUGGACCGUUGAUGUUCAGAACUCCAGGAUCGUAUUACUUGAACGUCGGCAUCAGCUCCUUCAUGAAAGGAUGCGACCCACAGUACGGCGCUGCAUUCGCGGCAACGGGAAGUGAGUGUUCCUAA